UUAGAAUUUCAUCGACUGAAAGUCAUUCUUCACAAACACAAUAACUCCGAGUUUCACCCAGACGAACCCAGGAUCCUCAUUGCCUCAUUCAUGCGGAAGAUCACCUCUUACAUGUACUAGUACCUCCAACUUCUCGAAGAUUACUCAUCUCAUUAUUCCCAAGAGGUUUCCUCUUUUUCUUAAAAAAAAACUACUCCACUCCCUUGAAAAACGAAAAAUUGUCUUCGUAUUAUUGCACAAUGGGCAACUCCAAAUCAAGUCUCGCGUACGAACAGUCCAUCUUGGAGGCUGCAAUCCUUGAGUCCAAUGUAAUCCACAACCCAGGGUUGUCGUACCGUGAGACCUCAUCUUCCCCUGAUGAGAUUGGAGAGGCGUUGGUGGCGGUGAUGAAUGGCAACGAGGACGAAGAAGUGCUAGGCAAGAUUUCCAAGUAUCAGGAGCAUCGAAAGGAGAUGAGGAGCAGUACUGCAUGCAGGGGCGUCAGGGCGAGGCUAAGUGCCAGCGUCAACAGCAACGAACGGCCCCCUGUGCGAAGCAUCCGUAUUCCUAAUCCUCCGGUUGGCUCGAGAAGAUCAUCCGUUUGAUUCUGAUUCAUUCUGCGAACGGAGCUACUUAUUAACAGAUCAUUGCAGGUGUAUAUGUCUUGGAGGCAUAUAACCACUUCAGCAAUUUGCCAGCCGCAGGUUCACACAGCAUCACAACCUAACUAACUAAUACAAUAAUGCAUUCAUAUCCCACAGUUUAGAUAUCCCAACCAAG
Seminavis robusta is the source of this 759-nucleotide messenger RNA. Lineage: Eukaryota; Bacillariophyta; Bacillariophyceae; Naviculales; Naviculaceae. The record is from the annotation of a GenBank genome assembly.